CGGAGGUCAGGAUGCGAGGGACCCCGAUGGACCCCGGUGACCCCAGUCUGUUAUUUGACGACACCAGCGCUGGAGGGAACAGACACGAGCACAGCGGUGUGGGACAAGGCCCUGAUGUGUAUCCGGGACAGGCUUUGCUCUCACACCCCAUGUCUAACCUCGCCAUGGCCUACGGCAGCAGCCUGGCCUCCCACGGCAAAGAGAUGAUGGACAAGAACCUGGAUCGGUUCGUCCCCAUCUCGAAGCUGAAGUACUAUUUUGCAGUAGACACUGUAUAUGUGGGCAAGAAGCUUGGACUGCUGGUGUUUCCGUACAUGCAUGACAACUGGGACGUGAGCUAUCAGCAGGACACUCCAGUCGCCCCGCGGUUUGAUGUCAACGCCCCCGAUCUCUACAUUCCCGUGAUGGGUUUCAUUACGUAUAUCCUGGUAGCAGGACUGGCUCUGGGCACACAGAACCGGUUUUCUCCAGAGAUCUUGGGCAUUCAGGCCAGCUCGGCGUUGGUGUGGCUCAUCAUUGAGGUUUUGGCUGUUCUUCUCAGUCUGUAUCUGGUAACGGUUCACACUGACCUCACCACCAUCGACCUGGUGGCCUUUUCUGGAUACAAAUACGUUGGGAUGUUUGUGGAAGUGUUAGCAGGACUUCUGUUCGGCCGGAUGGGAUAUUACCUCUCACUGCUCUGGUGCUGCGUCUCUACUUUUGUUUUUACGAUUCGUACAGUGCGGUUAAAGAUUCUGUCUGAAGCAGCUGCAGAGGGACGGUUAGUGCGAGGAGCCAAAAACCAGCUGCGAAUGUACCUGACGAUGGCCAUCGCUACAGCGCAGCCCGUGUUCAUGUACUGGCUGACCUUUCAUCUGGUCAGAUAAGAGCCACAGGUGUCGUUUCUACCGCAGCAGUCGCAAACGACUAGAGACUCGAGCCUAUUUGCACACACGUAAUAAACCAAUGGACACACAUUGUGCAGCCUCACAGCACAGCGUGAAUUACCUGAACUGUAAUUGCCCAGCGGUCUUUUCUAUGUCUUUGGUUUGUGCUUUUUUUUUUUUUUUUCCUUCUCUUUUUUU
This is a messenger RNA of Sinocyclocheilus grahami, 1064 nucleotides long. RefSeq names its product protein YIF1B-like. Bases 12 to 866 code for a protein of 284 amino acids. The transcript is spliced from 7 exons. Gene Ontology annotation, cellular component: endoplasmic reticulum-Golgi intermediate compartment; endoplasmic reticulum membrane; Golgi membrane. Gene Ontology annotation, biological process: endoplasmic reticulum to Golgi vesicle-mediated transport. The record is from RefSeq and is a predicted model, not a curated record. Lineage: Eukaryota; Metazoa; Chordata; Actinopteri; Cypriniformes; Cyprinidae.